Messenger RNA from Mesorhabditis belari, 2394 nucleotides. The record is from the annotation of a GenBank genome assembly. Lineage: Eukaryota; Metazoa; Nematoda; Chromadorea; Rhabditida; Rhabditidae.
AUGUCUUCAAAAGACGAUGGGAAAGGCGAUGAAGAAAAGGAGAAAUCGGGGAAUAUUCGGCGACGUUUAUUUGGAUCUGGAAGUGCAACAAUCACUCCAAUCACAACAAAUAAUAACAAUGAGAUGCCAAGAGUACAACAGAGUGUUUCCGCCUCAUCGUUGACAAGGGAUCUCUGUGGCCACGAGCCGACGUGUCCCUCUCGAUCAGCGAUGUCACUUCCAUUCGAUGAAAUGCUUCCAUCAACAUCUCGUGCUUUUCUCAACCCAUCGCUUAAUAUUAAAUGGCCACAAACGCUGCUGACGCACGAUUCGCUGGACUCGGAGAAGCGACCACAGCUUGAUGGGUAUCUUGAUCCAGAAGAAGAUCAACAGUAUUCACGCAAUCUUUCGCUGGAAAGCGAUUUGGCCGAGAUGCAACCGAAUUGGAUCGGAUUACCGCCAGCGAAUGCAUCCAUUUCGAAUGAACGAAAUGUUGAUGAGGAGUUGUGCUUGGUGCCCCGUCGAGCUCCCGAACAAGAGGAUCACUCAGAAGCCGAGGAAAGAGAGCAGAGACGCGUCGAGUUGGAUCGACAAAUCGAGAGAGUUAUCGAGCAACAAGCUUUCAAUCAAGAUGUGAUUGAAUCGCUUGCUCGUGCUAAUCAUCAACGCGUUUUCGGGGAAUUUGUUGAGGAUGAUGAUGGAGGAGAUGAGAUGAGAAAAGCUGAGAAUAUCGAGAACGAGCAGCGACCUCAAAACGAACGCGCACGAAACCUAGUGGCUUCAGAGGGACAACCCGUUAUGAAUGAAGACGGAACGUUAACCCUUCGCGGGAAAGAGCUCAUCAAUAACUACCAUCACUUUGUGAGAAAUUUCCAAAUAUCUGAUCAACACGUGCCCCGUUUAUACUACGGAGACGAGGAUACUCCCGAAGAAGAAGAAGAGGAUGGAGGUGUGCAUGUUGGUGCAUCGACAUCUCGUCGUCUUUUGCCAGGCGCUUUCCCCGCGAACACUUCACAUGUAUUGGCGAUUGGUCGAAAGCCAACCGUUUCCGGAAAUUCAUCGAACCGACCCGCAAACGCUGAAGAAACAAACCCAUUGGGAUGGCAAGCAGCAAAGGUCACACUCAAGGAGCGUCUGACUUUCAUGUAUUGCAAUGACAUACUCGCUGAUGUUUACUUUAUCGUAGGAAAAGACGAGAAUCGACAGCGUAUUCCGGCUCAUCGCUUUGUUCUCUCGAUCGGUUCAGUUGUUUUUGAUGCGAUGUUUAACGGUGGUUUGACUCCAAAUAGUCCAUCUAGAGAUCCCCUUGAGAUCGAAUUGCCUGAUGUUGAGCCGUGUGCUUUCCUUUCACUUCUCCGUUUUCUCUACUCGGAUGAGGUGUCGAUUGGGCCCGAUUCCGUCAUGACAACACUAUAUACAGCCAAAAAGUAUGCUGUGCCAGCCCUUGAGACGGCGUGUGUCGAUUUUUUAAAGAAAUCCCUUGCUGCCGACAAUGCUUUCAUGCUGUUGACACAGGCUCGUCUCUUUGAUGAACCCCAACUGACCGAGUUGUGUCUCGAGAAAAUCGACAAGGAUACAGUAUCGGCAUUAAAUGCAGAAAGCUUCACUGAAAUCGAUCACGACACUUUGUGUUUGGUGUUGGCAAGGGACACACUAAGGGUCAAAGAAUCACAACUGUUUCAGGCUGUCGUCGCAUGGGCCAAAGAGGAAUGCCAGCGUCGAGACGAGUCGCCAACAUCGGAAAACAAACGAGCGAUCAUCGGGAAAGCGCUGCAAUUGAUUCGUUUCCCGCUGAUGACAAUUGAGGAAUUCGCUCAAACUGCUGCACAAUCAGGACUCCUAACCGAUCGUCAAAUGGUUGAACUCUUCAUGUAUUAUACGGUAAAUCCAAAGCCACAAACGGUGUUCAUUGAGCGUCCGCGUAGUGUGAUGGGCGGAAAAGAAUACGUUGUUAGCAGAUUUCAACGCACCGAGGGUCGCUGGGGAUACAGUGGCACACCCGACAAAAUAAAGUUCACCGUCGAUCGAAAAAUCUAUGUCGUCGGUUUUGGGUUAUACGGAUCGAUCCAUGGGCCAUACGAGUACCAAGUCGCCAUACAAAUUCACAAUUGUGGCACGAGCAAAGUGUUGGCGCAUAACGAUACGACUUUCCAAUGUGAUGGCUCGCAGAACACUUUCCGAGUCUCUUUCAAGAAACCUGUCGAGAUUACCCCACACAUCACCUAUAUUGCGAGUGCUUGUUUAAAGGGAACCGACUCAUUCUAUGGAACAAAGGGAUUGCGACGGAUUGUUCAUCAAUUAAAUCACUCAAAUAGUGUCACUUUCCAGUUCACAUACGCUGCCGGGAACAACAACGGAACCUCGGUCGAAGAUGGGCAAAUUCCCGAAAUUUACUUUUACCGUAGCCCAGGGAAA